AUGGGUGCCACAAUGUCGGAGGCGUUCCCUCCCAAGGCGAAUUGGUCAGUCACUCAGAUCCCUGACCUUUCUGGACGCGUCAUGAUCGUCACUGGUGGGAACACCGGUGUCGGCUAUGAGACCUGCAAAGAGCUCCUCAAGCGUGACGCCAAGGUCUACCUGGCCGCGCGCAGCAAGGAGCGUGCAGACGCUGCAAUCGCGCGAUUGAAGCAGGAUACCGGCAAGGACGCCAUCUUCCUCCCACUCGACUUGAGCAGCCUCGCCUCGGUCCGCACCGCGGCGACCGAGUUCAAGGGCAAGGAACCCGCGCUGCACGUGCUGUUCAAUAAUGCCGGGGUGAUGUCACCGCCCAUCGACGCGCUCACCAAGGAAGGGUACGACAUGCAAUGGGGAACGAACGUGCUCGGCCACUUCUACUUGACCGAGCUCCUGCUUCCCGCGCUCGAGCAGGGCGCGAAGACCUCUCCUGAUCAGCACGCGCGUGUGAUCACAACAGCGAGCAGUGCGGCGUACUCGGGCAAGAUCGACUUCACGGCGAUGGCGGACACGCCUGAGCGCAAGAAGGUCGGGGAGACGUCGCUGUACUGGCAGAGCAAGCUGGGCAAUGCGAUCGUAUCGCACCAGGCCGCGCAGAGGUAUGCGGGCAAAGGAAUCGUUUCGAUUAGCCUCAAUCCCGGGAAUCUUGACUCGGAUCUGUACCGCAACUUCCCUUCGCUUGUUCACACCAUCCUGCGGAAGACUAUUCUGUAUCCGAACUCGUACGGCGCCCUCACACAACUGUACGCGGGCACGAUGCCUGAGGCGCUCAAGCUCAAUGGCGGGUGGAUGAAGCCAUGGGCGCGCGAGAGCAAGCUCAAAAAGGCUGAGGACGACGUGCUUGGGAAACAGGUGUGGGCAUGGUGUGCGGACGCGGUGAAGAAGUUCGAGCAAACACAAUAG
Messenger RNA from Epithele typhae, 939 nucleotides. RefSeq names its product NAD-P-binding protein. The coding region runs from base 1 to 939 and encodes 312 amino acids. The transcript is spliced from 7 exons. The record is from RefSeq and is a predicted model, not a curated record. Lineage: Eukaryota; Fungi; Basidiomycota; Agaricomycetes; Polyporales; Epitheliaceae.